AUGCACAUUGCCUCCAAGAAGCCUACACCAUCGAGCCGUCUCUCAGAGGAAACUCGUCUAAUGUGGCAAAUGGAUGAGUUGAACUAUACGACACAUGCUGCUGCAUUAAAAACCACUGCCAUGACUAAGCUCGACGAGGAGAAAAAGGAGCUUCCCACCGUACCGGUCGUUCAUCUGCCGCUUCCGACAGUUGCUGAAACCACGACACAUCCACCUGCCAGAAAAAGCUUCUAUUCGACUCACACAUUGUCCACUUGGAGACUGACAGCAGCACCUCCGACCACAACUACCACUGCUGCACCAGUUCCAAGAACACCAUGGAUACCGUCUGGAGUGCAGACUGAGGAGGAGAAACGACUUGUGGCCGGACAGAUGCCUUUGCCUGUAGUGCGCCCUGAAAAAAGUACUCUAGAACGUUUGAACAGCGAGCCGCCAUCAGCAACGGAGACCGUAGUGUUCCAGCGGCCAACAGUACCACUACCUCGUCCAGUGAAACACGGUUUCGAUCGUAGUCUUGACAGGGCCAUCGAUUCCGGAGUCUUCAACUAUCCACCCGACAAUUCGCAACAACACCAAGAUAUUCCCAGGAAUGGCAAUUUCCAGUCACAACUGUCGACGUUCUCCUCAUCUGCGACAUGUAUCGCCCGUACGAUGUUCGACCUAUGGUGUGCCUGUCAGCUUCUCACCCUUUUCCCCUACCUAGUUGGAGUUUGUGCCGCCCGACGAAGUUUGUUCGUAUCGCAUCUCGUGCUAGACAUUCUUCUCCUGGUCAUCGGCUUUGUAUACACGUGA
Messenger RNA from Cooperia oncophora, 792 nucleotides. NCBI's taxonomy places the organism in Eukaryota, Metazoa, Nematoda, Chromadorea, Rhabditida, Trichostrongylidae. The record is from the annotation of a GenBank genome assembly.